AUAAGUACUGAUAUUUUUAGAAUGACGUAAACUUCAGUUUUGAAGUUACAAAAUUGAAGAAUGUGCUAUUAAAUUGCGGCAAAUCCGACUGGUACAAAUAGACUUGGACUUCACAAUUUUAUUAUAACAUGCUAUAACUCAGCCACUCAUACCAGUCAUUCACCCCAGCAGCAGUAAAUCUUCACCAGUUUUACCCGCCUUCCUCAACUCAUCAGCAUUCAUGUCUGGUGAUGCCGAAGAUGUUUUAGUAAAAGAGUCACUUAUCACUCAUGAUGAUGAUUCUGAUCACUCUUCUGGAUCUCAUACACUGGAAAGUGAAGACGAGUCUUCAUGUAAUACCUCAUCCCUUGAAUCUCCCGGGCUUACGAGCUCAUCUGAUUCGGAAUUAGACGAGAUGUUGCCUCAAAAUCAAGGUUCUCAAUUACUUAAUACCUAUGGAAUGGGAAGUUGUUCAAACCAUUUGCGGAUUUCCAGCUCCGGCGAAAUUUCACUUUGGCAGUUGAUUGUAUUGUGGAUUUUUUUACUUAUUAAAAAGUGUCUGAGUAUAUUGAACUGUAACAUACAGUGGACAUGGGCUUCUGAAAACUGGAACCAUGAAUCAGGCUUUAAAUCUUACCUUGACCUUGAUGAUGCUGAGGAUGUCACUAUUCCAAAGUUUCAACCUAAUGGCAUACCUGGAUUAGUCUUAAUGGAAGAUAAGACAAAGAUAGAUAGGGAAAAGUUCUUAACACCUGGUGCCUUCUUUAAACUUUUUUUUCCUCUGGAUCUAGUUCAGAAAAUAUGUGAUUACACCAAUGAAAACUUUGAUGCUAAUCAAGCCUUAAGACCUAAGCUAGCUGUUGGCUGGACUCCAGUGACUCCAGAUGAAAUGUAUUCAUUUAUAGCAUUAAUAAUAUACUGCAGUACAAUAACGCUGGCUGAUAUGGAGCUAUAUUGGUUUAAGGAAGAGGAGGUUUCUCUUGGCCUGUUUUCACACAUAUGGGCCAGCAGUAUCAUUUCGAAGGAGAGAUAUAAACAGAUUCAGACCUUCUUAAAAGUCGAGAACACCAAACAACCAAAAGACAGGAGUAAAUUGAGAAACAUUAAAUCAUUGGUUGAGCAGAUUCGGUUAACUUGCAUGAAGUACUGGACGCCCAAUGAAUACAUUCGAAUAGAGGAAAGGGUUGUCGAAGACUCUGAUUCAAAACACGGCGUGAGGUUGUGGCACCUGCAAGACGUCGUUUCUGGCUAUUUUUGGAACUUUGAUUUCUAUUUAGGGAAGACGAAGAACAUUGAAUUGGGCGGUUGGUGGCGAGGGACGGUGAUGAAACUUUGUUCACCCCUUUAUGGACAGGGCUACAAGUUGUUUGUUGAUAACGUAUUUAAUUCUGUUCAGUUGUUCAAAGAUCUUUUUGAAAAUGGAAUAGGAACUUGUGGGACAAUAUCAACUCAGCAGGUAGGAUUUCCAGACUGCUUGAAAGAUAUUAGAGAGUUUCAAAUGUCUGACAGAGGUUCAAUGAGAUGGGUGAGGGAAGGUAAUCUCGUGUUUGUUCAGUGGAAGGAUCGUCAUGUCGCAAAUGUGACUUCAACAAUGCACAAACCAGCCAACGAGCAAACUGUGUGCAUCCGGAAAGUUAAAGUUUAUGGUCGGCGACAGAAAGUGGAAGUGAAGCAGCCGGUGGUUGUUAAAGAUUUCCUCCAAUACUUUGGUGAUAAAGAUAGAUCAGAAGAUGUGAUUGAAAAGUUCACCCACCUAAUGAGACGAGUGCAGUUUUGGAAAACAGUUUUUUACCAUAUGAUUGAAGUGGCCAGAUCUAAUUCAUUUGUCAUGUUUCAGCACUUUCGCAAUUUGGAUGAAAAUAAAGAUGUGGAAAAAUUAGCACGACCCAGAGAUUAUAAAGAGAUAGACUUUACCAUUGAAUUAGUUCAAGAAUUGGCUCAAAUUAAAGUGUAAAAAAAAAGUGUACUGUGUGCUAAUUGAAAAUGUACUUGUUGGAAUGAUCAUGACACACUAUCAACAAUCAUUUUUUUUUGUUAAAACUAUGUUAUGAAAUUACUUUCAAAAUUCACAAAUGUUACACAGAUUGUUCAGCAUUAAAAUGUUUAAUUUUUGUUUAUUUUUGUAUUGCUUAAUGUUUAUAGAAUGUUAUGAAAAACAGAAUCUUAUUUUGAGAUCAUAAAAAUGUAUAAGCCGUCAUGAAGAGAAUAUAUUGAUUUACUAGUACACGUUGAUACUGAAUUAAUGUUAGCUUUAAGUACAAAAAUAAAGUGGAAUCUCAUUAAUUGAAGUGCUAGGAAAUAUGGAGUGAUUUUGAAAAUUUGCACUUCAAGAAGGGAAAUAAAUAAAUAAUAUGAAUGCCUAACAAAAGUUAUUUCCCUUAGAAGAUUGGGGUCCUAUUGUAUUUUAUGUUGGCUCAAUCUUCUACAGUCUACACUGUUGUUGACAAAGUGUUCACUGACAUAUUUCUCUGAAAUUUCUUUCUAAAGUUUUUUUUUUAUUUGAUAUUCUUCAGCAAUGCCCUUUUCAUUUCAAUUGUAAGAUGUUCAUAUUUUCACUUCAAAGCAUUGGGACUGGAAGAAAUUGGUGAUGCCAAACUGUUUAGAACUUACCAAGUGAUAGUUAGUAUAACAUGCUGUCUGGUUUGUGCAUGACUGUGAGAGAGUGGAAAUGGGAGAGUUGUCAUUUGGCAAGUCUUGUCACUCACUAGGCACGACCAAUCACAUACAAAUGCAACAUCUACAUUAUGUAACAUACCACAGGUCUACCACUUAGCCAAAAAAUGUGAUGUUAAAUAUUGAAUGAUUGCAAUUUGUUGAGAUAUUGAUUACAUUUUAAUAUUGUGUGAUUGCUAAUAUUUAUUAUGUCCACCAAGCUAGUGUAACUAAUGAACAGUCUUUUUUUGUGGAUUAAAAUGUAACAUUUUUUGUACUAAUAUGUACCAAUAAUUUAAAAAAAAAUUAAAUUCAUUGUUUAAAUAUUUAAGUCACUUUGUCAAACCAGAUUAUUCUAAUCACUAAUUUAUUAAAAGCAUUUAAAAUAAAUAUCAAAUCAAUUAAUUGCA
Biomphalaria glabrata is the source of this 3041-nucleotide messenger RNA. Its product is annotated as piggyBac transposable element-derived protein 4-like. The transcript has 5 exons. NCBI's taxonomy places the organism in Eukaryota, Metazoa, Mollusca, Gastropoda, Planorbidae. The record is from RefSeq and is a predicted model, not a curated record. Bases 221 to 1933 code for a protein of 570 amino acids.